CGUUAUCAAUGGUAGACAGAGCUGCCUCGAAAAGGAUUGGUUCAAUGCCGUACCUCCGAGAUGCUGACUUACAAAAUUAUAUCUCUUCGAGUUCGUCAUCUUCCUCUGAGAACAAUGGCCAGUGGGUAUCCAUGUCAGAAGAUGUACAGUUUAUGCCAAAUUCUAAUUUGCGUCCGUUGCGAAAGCCUACUAGAAAACUUCGUAAGCUCGAAUCAGCAGAAGCGGAAGAAGAAGAAGGAGAGAGUACAACAGGGGCAUGGGAAGCGUAUGACCCAUACAGCGUACAACCAUUUGUGGAAGGUAUGUCGGAGUACGACGAAUACCAACAAGCCUGGAGAUUAUUGGGUUUUAUGAUAGAUUGCAACAUGUCGGAUGACGAUGACAACAAUGGAUCUGGAAGCGGAGAUACCACGGAAGAUGGUUGUGCAAGAUACGUCCUCUGGGCUGCAGUAAGUAAAUGAUGUUUCGUUGUCAUUGUCUAGUUCUUGAUCGAUGACAAUAACUACAAUCCCCAUGCGUUUCGUUUCGUGAGAAGCCUCUAAAUUGUACGUUGUAACCCUUUCCUUUAUUCUGCAUAUCAUUUUAAAAAAGUAUGUUGAUUUGGAUUACGAAGGAGGUGGAAUCGGUGAAUACCAGUACUGGGAUCGUGAUACUGAGUCAUGGGACGAUACUGCUUGUUAUUACGCGGAUGCCGGAAGUGGAGAUGGCAACAACGAUGGCAAUGAUGACGCAAACAGCAAGUCCCGCUGUGCCAAAAUGGAUUGUCACCUCGAGGAUACAAAUUUUUCUGUUUUGGGAUUUUUCAAGCACCGCAAUUACGACGAUUGGAUGGAGCAAUUGUUCAAACACGAAGGGAUGUGCGUCUGGUCUGAUGAAGAGUAUGCAUUCAUGAAGAAUGCUAGAGAGGCAUGGCCCCAGGGUUGCAUUGAUUCUGGUCUAACGUCUGAAGAUGGUGAAUACAAUCUCUACUACAACAUCAAACCAAUGAGGAAUGGCCGGAUCGCUCCUGGUUUCUACACUGAUACCCAGUGUCUUGACGACUAUUCGGUGACAACUGAUGAGAUGGAAGACAUGAUUGGAAACAUCUUUUUUGACGGAAAUGGUAGUGGAAGUCAAGAUGAGAACUAUGACUUUUCCUCAGAAUCUUUGUCUGAGUCGUUGGAUCGAUGGAAUUCUGCCUUCGAUGUUUGGCAUACUUGUCAUCCAUGUGUAGCACAUGAUCUCGAGAACAUUUAUGGGGAUACGUACACCGAUGACGGGUACAAUUACAACGGCAACUAUAACUAUGGUUAUCGUCGUCGACGUAAGUUAGGUGGGGAAUACAGUGCCCAGGGAGAUAUAUUCGAAUGUUACGAUGAUGCUGGAUAUACCAAUGUCAACCAGUGCAUGAAGUUUUCAGCGAAAACGGUAAUGAAAACGGCAACAUUUCGUGAUUUGUCACUAGCACGGACCCAGACAACUUUGGUUGAAUAUCCUUUGAGCGGAUUUCUUGAUGCUUCUGACCGUUAUCACAUGAAUAUUCUUGGUAACUUUGCCACAUACUUCUGUUUAUGUGCCGUGGUGUUGGCUUUCUAUUAUUCUCUUUACAAUCUGUACAGAGUUUCGAAGGCUGCGGAAGCUGAAAGGCAGCAAGGCAGCAAUAAGGAUUCCCUACUGACGGAAUAAGGUGAUACUGGCAACAUGAAAUAUUCUGAUGCUUCGUAAAUGACUGCUCAUAGGUAAUCUUAUUUGUUAGAAAGACUGGAUUGCAAAGACAAACGAAAAUUUUCGUUUCUUCAUGCUACUUGUGCCACUGAUACGAUCCGACUGGCAUCACUUGUGCAAUCGUCGUCUAUCAAAUAUAUUUGAUGAAGACAA
This is a messenger RNA of Pseudo-nitzschia multistriata, 1857 nucleotides long. The record is from the annotation of a GenBank genome assembly. NCBI's taxonomy places the organism in Eukaryota, Bacillariophyta, Bacillariophyceae, Bacillariales, Bacillariaceae.